GAAAUGCUCAUGUAACAGUUAGUUCUAACAUCUAACAUUUAUAUUGAUUAAACAAUUAUAAACUUUGAGUUUUUUUAUAAUUUUUUCUAUUAUUAUAUAAUAUUUUGAUUAUGCUAUUUAUAAAUAUUUCUACAAAUAGUGCUUAUAAAUAUACUAACAUUAAUAUAAAAUAAUAUAUUAAAAUAAUAUAAUUAAUAAUAUAAAAUAAAAGAUUUAAAAUGCAAUAAACAUAUUAUAAAAUAUUUAUUUUCUUGAAUAAUUUAAUUUUUUCAAAUUUUUGUUCUUUUAAAAGAUAAAAAUGAUGAAAAUAAUCUAUAUAUGAAAUAUAAAAAAUAAAAAAACAAUAUGGAAAUAGCAAAGGAAUUAGUAUUAAAUUUAAAACAAAGUAAUUGUUCACAUGCAGGAUAUGGUUUACAAAAAGAAUGCGAAGCCCUUUUGGGUCACAUUUUACAAAAUGUAAUAAAGUCUCAAUUACCAGAAUUAAUUUUUGAAGUAAAAAAUGAAGAAGAUUCCAUUCAAUUUAGAGAAGAAGGAAAUCAACAUUUCGUAAUGGGCGAUGAUAACGAAGCUAUAAAAUAUUAUACAAUGAGUUUGGCAUAUGCAAAUAAUAAUGAACUUAUGUCAUAUGCUUAUGCCAAUCGAUCUGCUGCUUUGUAUAGAAAACAAUUAUUUAAAGAAUGUUUGAUAGAUAUUGAUGCUGCUUUAAAUCUUGGAUAUCCAGAAGAAAAAAGAAAAAAAUUAAAAGAGAGAGGAAUUAAGGCAAUUGAAGAAAUUAAAAAAAAAUUGAAACUUACAAAUAAUGAUCAUAUUGAUUCAGAAACAUUUACAAAUAUGUGUUUAUCAGAAAAUAUAAAUAAUGAAUCAGAAAGAUCUUUUACUGUAAAAUAUAGAAAUGGUGAAACAAAACUUUCAGAUAUAAAUAAAAAUUUUAACAUUAAUGACAAAAAAGAUACAAUGCAUAGUUUGAACAAAAUAUCUAAAAAUAAUGAAGAAAAACAGCCAAGAUACUUAGCAGAUGAAGGUCCUUUAAAAUUAAUUUAUGGUCCAAGUAAAGAAGCUCCAGGAAUCAGUGAUGGUAUCAGCAUUUCUUUUUCUGAAAAAUAUGGACGUCAUUUAGUAGUUACAAAAGAAUUUAAACCAGGAGAUAUAAUUACUAUUGAAGAUCCAUAUGCAUAUGUUAUUUACACACAAAGAUAUUAUACUCAUUGUCAUCAUUGUUUAUCAAGAAGCUAUAAUUUAAUUCCUUGUUUACAUUGCCCUGUGGCUCAAUACUGUUCAGAAAAAUGUAGAAUAUUAGCUUGGGAAAUGGCUCAUGAUAUAGAAUGUCCAAUUAUGGCAUUAAUUGGAAAUUUACUUCAUGUUGAUAAAGAUAAGAUACGAAUGCUUACCAAAAUUAUUAGAUUUCUGAUCAUAGUAACAUCAAAAGGUAAAAAUAUCAAUGAAUUGCGAGCUGACAUGAAAUUAGCUGAAUCUAAUCCAGAUAAUAGAACUGCAGGAUUUACAGAUGAAGACAUAUUGGAUAGUACCAGUGCACGAUCUGCUUUGAGUCUUGCUACCAAUAUGACAAUGAGACCACUCAUUGGAAUCAGUGCCUUUGCUUGUAUUUCAGCUCUCGCGGCUAUCCUUUUAGCCACACAGACUAAUUUCUUCUGCAAUAAAUAUGAAGUGAACCAAUUAAAAGACAUUAACAAUUAUUCAGACAUUAUAUUUUGUAGCAGCAUCAUGUUUCGUGCAUGUGUUAUAAUGUCUUCCAAUUGUUUUUCAGUGCAACAAGAACCAGGGAUUAAAAUAGGUUCAGGAUUAUAUGUAACGAAUAGUUUAUAUAAUCAUUCUUGUGCACCAAAUACAUUUCGUCAUUUCGAGGGGCUGACAAUGAUUACCCGCGCUUUAAAACCACUAUAUCCUGGAGAUCAAAUAUUCACAAGUUAUGGUGCUGCAUAUGCAUAUAUGACAAGAUCUGAAAGAAGAGAAAAAAUAAUGCAAGACUAUUUUUUUGAAUGCGAUUGUAUCGCAUGUGAAUUUGAUUGGCCUAUAUAUGAAAAAAUUUUGCAAAAUCACAUUGGUUCUAUUAGUAAAAAUAAAGAGCUUGUAGGAAAAUUGAAACCUUAUAAAGAAAGGUUGGCGAAAAAUAUGUACGAUAUUGAUGCAGUAAAGUCGGUUCUUGGUAUAUUAUAUAAUGAAGUAUCCCAGCCAUGUGAAGAAAUCAUUCAUGCGGAACAAUACCUGAAGAGUUAUUAUUUAGGUAAAUUUAAGUAAAGUUAUUAUGAAUUUGCUUAUAUUAAUUUAUAUUUAUAGCUUUGCUUACCUGUGAAUAUUUAACAUUAUGCUUUAUAUCCUGCAAACCACUUUUAUUUAAAUAUUUUCACUUUGAAUACUUACUUCUUGCUUAUUAAUCUAAAAAGACUGCCUUCAUAGCUUAAAUUGUUUUGUGAAAAUUAUAUAUUAAUUGCUUGACUGCAAGGGUAUGUAAAAAAUUAAUAUUAGAUACUUGAAAUUCAGAUUCAAUUUUAUGAAUAUUAUUAUUUUCUUGUUUUUAGAUCCAUAAACAUCAAUUAAAUUAUCAAUGAAAGACAUAAAAUAUUCCUAAAAACAUUUUAUUGAAGUUAUACAUGAUAUUUAUCUAAUUCCUAAAAAAAUGUGCAUAGCUUCUUAUACACGAUACAUUUGUGUAAAUAUCCAAACUAAUUAAAAACAUGUAACAUAGAUAAUGAAAUUCAUUAAUGAAAAAAUUUAAAAAUCUAUAUCAUAUUUUCAAUAAUGCAAUAGAAAAAUUGAUAUAUUAUGUAUUUUACAUCAUUUACUGUAAAAAUCAAAUGCUUUACUCACAUAUACAAUAUAUUUUUACAUUAAAGCAUAUGAGGCUUGUAAAUUUACCGAAAUGAAUUUUUGUUGAUCUUAUUUUAUAAUAUAUUAUAAAAUAUUAAAUUAUUUUAUAAUAUAAACUAAUUAAAUGUCACAUUGUAAUCUUAUGAUAUUAAUAAAAACUAUAAAAGCAAUAAAGAUAAA
Molecule: messenger RNA, 3006 nt
Organism: Apis cerana (Asiatic honeybee)
Lineage: Eukaryota; Metazoa; Arthropoda; Insecta; Hymenoptera; Apidae
Product: SET and MYND domain-containing protein 4
Cellular component (GO): nucleus; cytoplasm
Molecular function (GO): histone deacetylase binding
Source: RefSeq, a predicted model, not a curated record